AUGUCAGCUAAUUACAGCUGGCAGGCUGUUCACCCGGUCUACGGAGUACCCAUUUCCGUCGUGGAAGCCACUGAGCAACCUGUAAUCCGCUGCGACGUUCGUCAGAGGCACAACCUUCCUUCUAGAUCAUGGGCGGUUCGUAUCUCUACAUGGAUCAACACCAACUAUUUCUUAUGGUCUUUAUGCGCCGGCCUCGCCGACUAUCGCUCUGACGAGGAAUGGACGAAUACCUUCCAGACCCACUACCAGGAUACCUGGGAUGAGAUUCAAGCUAGAGUCCAGGAGAUUGAUGGGCCUUACAGGUUCGGCAUACCCAUUCCGAUGCCUCCAGUCAAGAAGGCUGUGGUUAUUCAUCACCCCGAGAGCGGCCCUGCAGAGACAUUCACGAUUGGGCCCGAGGCUCGUCCGUCUCAUCUGAUCCCUCGGGUCACUAGUAUGCCUCGGGAUGCUGUAUGGGGUCUCUUGCGCUUUGUGACUGGACGUCAAUCUUCUGUGCCUGAUCAAUUUGAUGUAGUACUUGAUAUUUCCUCACCGGCGUUGUCGCGCCCUGUAGGUACCCAGAUUAAGCAGAGCUUGGCUAGAAAGCGAGUAUCCCAAGGUGACUCGAAGAAUGAUGUGGUAGAUACAUACUACCAUUUUGGAAAUUGA
Molecule: messenger RNA, 648 nt
Organism: Penicillium coprophilum
Lineage: Eukaryota; Fungi; Ascomycota; Eurotiomycetes; Eurotiales; Aspergillaceae
Exons: 1
Coding region: 1-648 (215 amino acids)
Source: RefSeq, a predicted model, not a curated record